This is a messenger RNA of Tupaia belangeri chinensis (Chinese tree shrew), 897 nucleotides long. RefSeq names its product mitochondrial ribosomal protein L32 (gene MRPL32). Bases 41 to 607 code for a protein of 188 amino acids. The transcript is spliced from 3 exons. Gene Ontology annotation, cellular component: mitochondrial large ribosomal subunit. The record is from RefSeq and is a predicted model, not a curated record. Gene Ontology annotation, biological process: translation. Gene Ontology annotation, molecular function: structural constituent of ribosome. NCBI's taxonomy places the organism in Eukaryota, Metazoa, Chordata, Mammalia, Scandentia, Tupaiidae.
CACACCGCGGUGGUUGAGUGGAUCCCAUGUAAAGAGAAAGAUGGCGCCGGCCAUGCUGGUGCUGGUGGUUCCGCUGUGGCCAGCUGCCCGGGGGCUGCUCCGAAACUGUUGGGAAGGACUGCAGCGGAGGCUUCAGCAGAGUCGGCUAGGCUUCCCUAGUGCUCCGUGGGGACCAGCAUUAGCAGUUGAGGGUCCAGCCAUACUGACAGAACCAGCAAAUGCUACCAGUCCAAGUGAGGAGAAUUCCAGCCUUUUGGACAGUAUCUUUUGGAUGGCAGCUCCUAAAAGCAGACGCAGCAUUGAAGUGAACCGGUGUCGGAGAAGAAACCCCCAGAAGCUUAUAAAAGUUAAGAACAAUAUAGACAUGUGCCCCGAAUGUGGUCAUCUGAAACUGAAACACGUGCUUUGUGGCUAUUGCUAUGAGAAGGUGCGCAAGGAGACUGAAGAAAUCAGACGGCAGAUAGGGAAACAGGAAGGGGGCCCCUUCAAGGCUCCUGCCGUGGAGACCGUGGUGCUGUACACAGGAGAGACGCCGUCUGAGCAAGAUCAGGGCAAGAGGAUCAUUGAACGAGAGAGAAAGCGGCCAUCCUGGUUCACCCAGAACUGACAGCCACAGUGUUAAAAGAGGAUAACUUCAGAUUGAAACAUUUCUCCUGACAAAAUGAAGAUUCUUUGUUUUUGUGUUGUUGCUGUGCUUAUUUUUAAAUCAUCAAUAUAGUUUAAAACAUUCUUUAUAAGUUUUGUGGGGGAUCAUUUGAAGAAUACUUCAUGAAUAAACUCUGAAAAUAUUUAUUUAUACAAAGUUUCAAUGGACUAAUAUUUCCAUUUCACUAUACUAUGAGGUUUUAAGUAAAUGAAAUUCCCAGAACAAAAAUAAAACAAAUAAUUAAAAAUUUA